GAGAUGGUCUGAACCCCCGAUGGACUCAUUUCCAUCCUGCUCACUCCCAGUGAACAUCUGAACAUCAGAUUUAAAAAAAGGGGGAAAUAUACGGAAAUAAAAUAACAAUAAUCUUAUAAAUGCGCUCAUUUUAUUAAAGGGAAAUGGGUUUAAACGUGUAAUUGUGUAAUAAGAAUGCCAGAAUUCCGUUAUUUUGCGCAGUGAGCAUGCGCAGGUGCAGCAGCAGGUCACGUGUUCUUGUAGAGAAAAAUAAAGAAAUCUCUGCAGAGCUGAGGCUAACGGCGGAGUUACGGUCCUCACGGCGGAGACUCCGGGAGUGAGAAAGCAGCCAGCGAACCGAGAGAAGCAUGAGCUAGGCCACAGAGACGCGGUGACGCUCACAGGUGAUCAGGUGUGUGUUGUAUCAGCUGCAGGAUGCCCAUCCCUCCUCCACCUCCUCCUCCACCUGGGGGACCCCCGCCUCCCCCCACCUUCAGCCAGGCCAAUACCAGCCCCCCGAAGCUGAGCAAGGAGGAGGCCAAAGGUCGUGGCGCUCUGCUGUCGGACAUCUGCAAAGGCGCCAAGCUGAAGAAGGUGGCGGUGGUAAACGACCGCAGCGCCCCGCUGCUCGACAGUAAGACUCAGACACCAAAGAGCCAAACAACCCCCACAGAGCACCCAUACAUUCGCUUAUACCAGUACCUACACCAGCAGCAGAGCCUGCCCAAACAGCAGGGGGCGCCGUCUGAGGAGCAGAAGAAGACGGUCGGAGAUAAGAGCCCCACGCUGUCGCUGGAGAAGCCGAAAGGAGGAGGAGCAGCAGCUGCAGGAGCCAAUGGGAGCGGAGCAGGCAGUCCAUCUGGUUCUGCUGCACCAAUCGGAGGCCUGUUCACAGGCGGAGUUCCCAAACUGAGGCCAGUCGGAGACAGUUUUCAGAAGUACAGUCACCUGUGUCGAUCACCUGUAUUGAUCACCUGUGUCGAUCUCUCCUCAGCUCCUCCGGUUCCGGUCCAGACGUCCUUGAGGGCUGGUGGCAGAGAAGCCCCGCCUCCCCCUCCUUACAGGACACAUGGUAGCCCCUCCCUCUCUUCCGAUCCCCCGACCCGAGGAAAACCUCCUCCCCCGCCCACCCGCACCCCAGCCGCUCCUCCCCCGCCUCCCCCUCCUCUCCGAAACGGGCACUCCUCCUCCGUCCCUCGCUCGUUUGCGGAUGAUUUUGAGUCCAAGUACUCGUUCCAUCCUCUGGACGACUUCCCUCCUCCGGACGAGUACAGACACUUCACCAAGAUCUACCCGAGCAAGGCCAACAGAGUGAUGCGAGGAGCUCCUCCCCUUCCUCCGGUCGGGAGGUGAACCAGGAAGAUCACACACCUGGACCACACACACACACACACACACACACACACUCUGUAUAAUGGGUCACUAUGAUAGAUAUUAGAUAAUAUUAUUCCACAGUGUGUCUCAUAAUUCCUGACAUGGUGACGUCUCCACUGAUCGACUGGUUGAUUUGAUUUGAUUACAUCAAGUGAAUUUAGUGAUUUUUGAGCUGUUUUGGCAUCAUUGAGCUUCCGUACAGCAAACAGCUGUUUCAUGAUGAGUCAGCAUUGAGGAAGUUGCCGAAGUGACCAAUCAGAUGACGGGAAGAUCACGUCAAA
Neolamprologus brichardi is the source of this 1634-nucleotide messenger RNA. NCBI's taxonomy places the organism in Eukaryota, Metazoa, Chordata, Actinopteri, Cichliformes, Cichlidae. The record is from RefSeq and is a predicted model, not a curated record.